GACAAAUCUCGUUUGCAUAACCAGCCUCUGUUUCAGUAUAGGUCACAUUUCUGCACAAAAUGGCUACCGGACCCACAUCCCAUGUGUCUUGUGGUCUUGACCUAGCAUGCACUCCCGAUAUCAGAGCUGCUCUGCAGACAUCUAACCAGUCUGGGUUUGAUUUCAUCUGUGCCCCGAUUGCCCAUCCUCGUUUCAAAAGAGAAUAUGAAAAAGAUGCUCCCAUUAGGCCUGGUGCUUUUACAAGAUCCGAUCUUCUUCUUCCCGGGUCAGACUGGAGUAGUUUAGUAGUAGGUAAAGUCUCACCUUGGAUUGAUUUAGAAUCAAAUGAUGAAAGGGUGCAAAAAAACUCGUUAAAGAUUCUUCUUCAAGAAAUAUCAUUUGCUUGCCACCUCAGUAUGCCAUCACUGCUUAUCAAACUGAAACGACCUGACAAUUUUCAACUAGCUCAAGUUUUAAACAGCAGUGUACUUGGUUCCCAUCUACAACAGGUUUGGGUGCAAGUUCCAAUCACUUCAUGCCAAACAAACAGAGAUUUCAGUAUUAUCAAAGAUGAACCAGAUGUCAUAAUAAGUAGUAGCAAGAAAGAUGACACCUGGUGCUGGUGGAACCAGCUACGUUUUCUGUGUGAUCAAAGCCGGAAAAUUGCACUUGUUCUGGAGCUAAAUAGCAAAGAACUUCCAAGUCAGGAAGAACUUGACAGAUGGUUUGCAGAGCCUGUGAAGGCAGUUAGCAUCCCAACUAGCGUUUUUCUUUCAAAUAAAAAAGGAUAUCCAGUUUUAUCAAAAGCUUACCAGGAAUUUGUUCGAAGGCUGUUUAAGUUAAAUGUACAGUUUAUCAUAUCUGGUACUGCACAAAUGAAGAAUAUUUCUUCUUAUUACCAAUACCUUGACCAUCUUUAUUUGACGCAACCACCAGCUGAUCCAGUUGCACAGUUUGCUAAAGGAUACGAAGAUUAUCUCCAAGCACCCCUUCAGCCUUUGAUGGACAAUUUAGAAUCACAGACCUACGAAGUAUUUGAAAAAGAUCCUAUUAAAUAUGCACAAUAUGAAAAGGCAGUCUACCAUGCCCUACUAGACAGAGUUUCAGAUGAAAAGAAAAAUGAAGUCACCAGUGUCAUCAUGGUUGUUGGUGCAGGGCGAGGCCCUUUAGUGCGAGCAUCCUUCCAAGCAGCAAAAAUGGCCGACAGAAAAGUGAAGCUUUUUGCAAUUGAGAAGAAUAUGAAUGCCAUUGUAACACUUGAAACUUUGAAUGAAGAAGAAUGGAAUGGAGCUGUUACAGUUGUGUCCAGUGAUAUGCGAGAUUUUAAUCCUACCGAAAAGGCAGAUAUUUUGGUCAGUGAGUUGCUUGGCUCUUUUGGUGAUAAUGAACUCUCUCCUGAAUGCCUUGAUGGCGCCCAAAAAUAUCUUAAAGAGGAUGGAAUUAGUAUUCCAUGUGAGUACACGUCAUACAUUGCUCCUAUGAUGUCAAUGAAGUUGCACACCGAGGCUAAUAUGUGUCGGGAACCUGGGAAAUCUAUUGAGGCAUCAUUUGAAACGCCAUAUGUCGUGCGGCUACAGAAUGUUAAUGUUGCAGCUGAACCUCAGAGCUGCUUCAAAUUUGUGCAUCCUAACCCAGAUGUUCCAAUUGAUAACACCCGUUACAAACGAGCACAUUUUCAAGUUGCAACUGCAAAUGUUAUUCAUGGAAUAGCUGGCUAUUUUGAUGCAGUUUUAUACAAAGAUGUCAUGAUAAGUAUACACCCAAAGACACACUCUGAGGGAAUGUUUAGCUGGUUUCCAAUCUUCUUUCCCAUCAAAAAUCCAAUGUAUGUUCCUGAUGGUGCUCUAGUUAGCAUUCAUUUUUGGCGGAAAAUUUCACGCACUAAAGUCUGGUAUGAGUGGUGUGUUGAGUAUGGUCAACAAUGCAGUAACAUUCACAAUGCAAAUGGGAGAUCAUACUUCAUUGGCUUGUAACAGAGGUUCUUAGCCUUUGUUGGAAACUUUCAGCUGACCCAUGACACCUUGUAAGGGUGUCAGCUCUGGGCAAGAUCAAGUAAGAAUAAUGAAAAAGAACAAAUUACCCAGGAUUGCCAGAAAGCACAAAGUUUUGGUCAGACAGACAUAAGAUCUAUACAAGUAUUCAGAUACUUUCCGGCAGUUGUUGGGAUCCAGAAAAGGAGGGCAGAGUUGUUUUCUCUAACGUUGUCUUUUAUGAAAAUUCAUUUACUUAGAAUUUUUUAAUCUCUUUCAUCAACAUUCCCUGUCAAAACCUUUGUCAGACUCCAUCAUCUUAGAAUCAAUGUUUAAAAGUGAUACAAAUUUUAAAUAUAUUUUGAUGAAAACUCCAUGCAUGCCAUUAAUUUAGGUGGUUGAAAUACCUUAGGUUCUAUACAAUUUUGUAACAGUUUGUUUUAAUAAAUACCAGAAUUAGUUGUCGAUUCUAAAUCAUUUGAUAGCUUUAGAAUUUGAUUACUAUUUUUAUUAAAGCUACUAAUUUUAAAUGGCAAAGUGACAGCUAAGAUGUAUAAGAUAAUUCGGCUAAGAGAUUUGGCCUUUUCAUUAAUGGCUUAAGAAUAUAUAUAAUAUUUUACUUGCUUUUACAAACACCAGACUUUUGUAGUUCUUAUCUCUUUUGUCUUAUAACUUUAUUACAACUUCAUAUCAAAAGGCAUUUUUGAUUAUACAUUGUUCAUAGAAAAAAUAGGAAAUGAUUA
Rhopilema esculentum is the source of this 2692-nucleotide messenger RNA. Its product is annotated as protein arginine N-methyltransferase 5. NCBI's taxonomy places the organism in Eukaryota, Metazoa, Cnidaria, Scyphozoa, Rhizostomeae, Rhizostomatidae. Gene Ontology annotation, biological process: peptidyl-arginine N-methylation; regulation of DNA-templated transcription. Gene Ontology annotation, cellular component: cytosol; nucleus. The record is from RefSeq and is a predicted model, not a curated record.